Selaginella moellendorffii is the source of this 2586-nucleotide messenger RNA. Its product is annotated as F-box/kelch-repeat protein SKIP30. Gene Ontology annotation, molecular function: protein binding. NCBI's taxonomy places the organism in Eukaryota, Viridiplantae, Streptophyta, Lycopodiopsida, Selaginellales, Selaginellaceae. Bases 96 to 1157 code for a protein of 353 amino acids. The record is from RefSeq and is a predicted model, not a curated record. The transcript has a single exon.
GCGAGGGAGAGAGCUAGCGAGAGCUGGAUUUUCCCAUUCUUAGAUGGUCCGGAGGCGGCGGCGGUGCGGCGCGGCAUUGGUAGUGAUCCCAGCGAAUGGCGAGCUUGAUCGAGGGGCUCCCGGAUGCGAUUGCAAUGCAGUGCCUGGCGCGGGCGCCGCUAGGGAUGCACAGGGCAAUGCGGGCGGUGUGCCGGUCGUGGCGCGCGGCGCUGCGCAACGGCGGCGGCGGCAGUGGUGGCGCCGAGCUCUUCCGGGUAAGGUCCGCGGCGGGGCUGCGCGAGGAGUGGCUCUUCGUCACAUCCUUCGAGCCCGACCGCGUGUGGGAGGCCUACGAUCCAUCCGGCGGCCACUGGCACACGCUGCCACUCUUCCCCUCCUCCAUUGCGCGCCUCUCCAACUUCGGCACCGCCGCGCUCCACCGCCAGCUCUUCGUCGUCGGCGGCGGCAGCGACGAGGUGGAUCACGCCACCGGCGAGCGCGACCGCCCCUUCGCCAGCGCCGCCGUGUGGUGCUUCGACGCGCUCCAGGGGCGAUGGGAGGCGCGAUCGCCCAUGCUCACGCCCAGGUCCCAGUUCGCCUGCGCGGCGGUGGCGGGCAAGAUCAUCGUGGCGGGGGGAUUCGGCUGCUCGCGCCGCCCGCUCGCCUCGGCGGAGAUCUACGAUCCGGAGGCCGACCGCUGGGACGCCAUCGCGGACGUGGGCGAGGUCCACAACGCGGCGUGCUCGGGGCUUGUUCUUGGCGGCGCCAUGGCGCUGCUGUACAAGGGCCACUCGCUCGUCCAGCUCUACGAUCCGGCGCUGGAUUCGUGGACGCUGCAUGGGUCGCAGUGGCGGGAGUUCCCGGGGAGAUUGGCGGUGGUGGGCGAUGAGGUUUGCGGGGUGGCGAGCUCCUACUUGAUCCGGGGCUUGAACGAGCCGCAGCUAUGGCGGCACUGGGCCGAGUACUUCCACAGGAUAGGGUUUGGGGUGGCGGGGAUUGGAAACGACUUGUACGUGGUUGGGGGGAUCUUGGGGCCGCAGCAGGAGAGCAUGAGGAUUCACGUAUUGAAGGAGGUGGAUAUCUGGAGCGUGGAGGGUGGCGAAUUCGAGAAGAAGGGGACGACGAGCAUGACUUGGUGCUCCGGGACGGUGUUGGGCUGCGCGGUUGUGAGCCUGUGAUCGGUCGAUCGAUCGGUCUCUUGAUUCUUCGUCUCUGGGCUUUGGAGAGAUUGAUUGAUCGUGUAGUAGCAUAGCAGCAAAACUCGAUCUUUCAUAUCCAGAGCUCCACUUGGAUCUUAAAGGUAAACAAUGGGAGAGGUUCUCAAAAACCCUAAAAGCAUUCUUACUCCAUAUCUUAAAGGUAAACAAUGUGAGAUCCUCAAGAACCCUAAACGCAGAGGAAUAUGCCCCGUCCAGGCAAGUGGGGACAAGAUAUAUCCACGUUGUCCUCACACCGAGAGGGAUUUUGCCUCUCGAAAGCGUUGUUACUUUUUAAUCGUUGCGCUCUGCCACAACAACAACAACAACAACAAAACUUUAUUCUCAUUUUCCUUCUCCUCUUUUGGGGCUCUCUCUCCUCUCUCUCUCUCUCUCUCUCAUCGUUGCGCCAUUGCCAUAUCACCACGUCGGAGAGCGAUGGUAAGUCUCUUCUAACUUCUCCUUCUUCCCCGUGUCCAUCCAUCCACACUCUUUCCCUUUCUUCUCUCCUCUUUAAUUUUCUUCUCUCCUCGCGCAUCCAUUGCCGCGGGCGCCGCUGGUAGGGAGGAGGCGCCGCUAGUGUCACCAAUCUUUUAGUCAUGCUGAUGUCGCCCACGCUAGUCCUCGCCAGGUCUCCCCUGUUCUUCCUCCCCCGCCCGCUACUAGCUCCAAUCUCCAUCUCCAUCGUCGCGCUUCUCCUCGGGGGAGGAGCGCGUCCGUGCUGGGCCACGAUUCCUUGCAGCCCCACCGUCCAGUGCCCCCAGAACUGCUGCUGUGGAGUGAAUGGCUACUGCGGGACCGGGGAUGGAUACUGUGGCGCCGGGAAUUGCCUGAGCCAGUGCCCCAAGAGCCCAUCUCCGCCCAAUCCUCCGCCGCAAGCACAAGCGCCGCCGGUGCCCCCCUCCUCCUCCGCCAAUUACCCGCCGCCGACGUCGUGGGGAUCCUCCGGGGCUAACCGCUACGCUCCUCCGCCUCCGCAGUACUUCUACGCUGGCGGCUCCGGCUCCAACAUUGCCGAUCUAGAGUACCACGACAUCCAUCACCACCACUACUACGUCGACAAUGUGUGGAGAAUUGUGGGGAUCGCGUGUGGCAUCGCGGCGCUGGUGCUCAUCGCCGCGUUCCUCAUCGUCUUGCUGGCCAGAUCUGCCAAGCGUCGCAAGAAUGCGUGUGAUUGCGAUGGCGAUCACUGAUCAUGGUAAUCCGGUGGGGGGAUAGAUCUACAUCGGAUCGCCCAUCUGGACGCGCUUGCGAGGAAUCGUCCUUGACCAUUCUCUUCUUCGGGGGGAAUUCUAGCGAAAUUUUAGAGCUCUAGUUUUUCGGGGGAGGGCCAUUGUCCUAAUAAUGUUCUGACUCUAGCUCUAGUGGUACCAUUGUUUUUGGUAACAAUCUGAUCUCAUGGGGUGGGUAA